AUGAACUUCUUCACGAACGUCGACGAUGGAAACGUGUCCGACACAGCUACAGAGGUUGGAGCAUUGAUAUCGAGCCACGCAACUGGCACGGCCGGUGUGCGCCAGAAGGCGAAGUGGUGUGUGUCCUCUGUCUCUGCAAUGCUGCGUCUCCGGUACAUCGGCAUGGCCGAUCGUUUCGACGGUGUAAAGAACAAUCAAAUGAAAAAGGACGCGUACGACCUGCUCGCUGCUGAACUGUCGAUUGGGAUGGAGCGUGUCUUCGACGCACGCAGUGUUCAAAGCAAGAUACAUGACCUCAAGCAGCAGUGGUUUAAGCCGCAAGUCAAAGCGACAGGCAAUGGACUUUUGGUCCGUUCCAAGCCUCAGUACUACGACAUUAUGUUUGAGUAUUGGGGAAGUAUUCCUGUUUUGUCUCGUGACACAUUAAUGUCGUCUGAUGUUCCGGCAUUGGACGGCAAUGAUAUCGCCCAUGACAGCGAUGCCAGCUCGUCGGCAUUGGAGAGUGAAUGUGAGCCCACGGUCCGCGGGAAGCAAAAAAGUGCGCGUGCGGACUCGUUGUUCAUGGGUCUAGAAGCUGUCGCUUUUACGUUCAAUGACGAGUCGCCGUGA
Molecule: messenger RNA, 609 nt
Organism: Aphanomyces invadans
Lineage: Eukaryota; Oomycota; Saprolegniomycetes; Saprolegniales; Verrucalvaceae
Exons: 5
Coding region: 1-609 (202 amino acids)
Source: RefSeq, a predicted model, not a curated record